Molecule: messenger RNA, 1930 nt
Organism: Phycomyces blakesleeanus NRRL 1555(-)
Lineage: Eukaryota; Fungi; Mucoromycota; Mucoromycetes; Mucorales; Phycomycetaceae
Exons: 4
Coding region: 74-1570 (498 amino acids)
Biological process (GO): transmembrane transport; carbohydrate transport
Cellular component (GO): membrane
Molecular function (GO): carbohydrate:proton symporter activity
Source: RefSeq, a predicted model, not a curated record
CAUUACCUCUUCACACUUCUUUUUCCCCUUCUUAUCUUCUUUCUCACAUAUCUUCAAAUCAUAAGAAAUAGUGAUGGGUAACUUAGCACAUUCGUGGCAGGUCUAUGCAGUCUGCUUCUUUGCCGCCAUCGGUGGUUUCUGUUUCGGUUACGAUACCGGUAUCAUUUCUGGUGUCUUGACCAUGAAGCACUUCAUCAACCUCAUGACUGACGGUACUCAAAUCGAACUCACUUCUCUCCAAACCGGUACCAUUACUGGUCUUCUUCUUGCUGGUUGUUUCGUUGGUGCUCUCGUUGCCAGUCCCUCUGCUGAAUACUUCAGUCGUAAGCGCUCUAUCAUUCUCGGUUCUUGCAUUUUCAUGGUCGGUGCUGGUAUCCAGUGCGGUACUCGCGGCUAUGCCAUGAUGAUUGUUGGUCGUGCUAUUGCCGGUAUCGGAAUUGGUAUGCUUUCCAUGCUUAUCCCUCUGUACCAGUCUGAGCUUGCUCCCAAGGAAAUUCGUGGUCGUCUCAUCUCUCUCCAGCAGUUCAUGAUUACCACCGGUUUGAUGGUUGCCUUCUGGGUCAACGUCGGUGGUGAUAAGAUCGACUCUGAUGCUUCCUUCCGUAUUCCUCUCGGUAUCCAGAUCGCCCCCGCCUUGAUUCUUGCCCUCGGUGCCAGUUUCCUCCCUUACUCCCCUCGCUGGCUCGUCAGCAAGAACCGCAACGAAGAGGCCUUGACCGUCUUGGCCAACCUCCACGCCAACGGUGACAAGACCAGCCCUUACGUUGUUCAGGAAUACGAAGACAUUGUCCACCAGAUCGAGUAUGAGCGUUCCGUUGCCGUCACUAGCUACCUCGAGCUCUUGAAGCCCGGACUCCGUCGUCGUCUCAUUUUGGGUAUCUUGAUCCAGGUCUUCCAGCAGUUCACCGGUAUCAACUCUAUCAUGUACUACGCUCCCAAGAUCUUCCAGCAGGCCGGUAUUGACGGCAACUCUGCCUCUCUCAUUGCCUCCGGUGUCAACGGUGUCCUUAACAUGCUUGCUACUAUUCCCGCUAUCGUUUACCUCGACAGACUCGGUCGUCGUAUGACUUUGAUCUCUGGUGCUUUGCUUAUGGGUACUUGCAUGUUGUUGGCUGGUAUUGUUAUGGACAAGGUUGUCGACAUGUCUGGUAACAAGGCUGCCUCUUACUUCUGUAUUGUCAUGAUCUACUUCUUCGUCGCCGGUUUCGCUUACUCCUGGGGUCCCGUCGGAUGGGUCUACCCCGCCGAGAUCUUCCCUGUCAGCGUCCGUUCCAAGGGUAACUCCAUCGCCACCGCUGCUAACUGGCUCAUGAACUUCGUCAUUUCCGAGAUUGUCCCUGUCAUGCUUUCCAAGAUUACCUGGGGUACUUACAUCUUCUUCGGCUGCUGCUGCGGUGUCAUGAGUGUCUGUGUCUACAUCUUCUUCCCUGAGACCAAGGGUCGCUCCCUCGAGGAGAUGGACAGUGUCUUCACCGGUAGCGUCUUCGCUUUCCGUGCCCAGGCUGCUCCUAACAUCGGUACCGUUGAGAUCAACGCCACCGAGAAGGUUGAAUCCAAGGAAGAGUUUUAAAAAAAAAGUUAAACAAAAAAUGUGUAGCUAUUUCAUUUCUUGUUUAGCACUCUUAAUAUUCCCUUCUUAUUUUUUUUCACCACCUUCCUCACUUCCCUAACUCUUCCUCUUUUUAACUAUCUACCUUAAUAUUUCAGCCAGGCUGCUGUAUAACUUAUCUUAAUCAACUCCUCUUAUCCCUCUUUAGUGACUUAUUCUUAUUAUCUAUAAUUCCUAUUUGUUAGGCUUAUUAGCCAACAGAUUUCUCUCUCUCUCUCCCACACACACAUCUUACGAUUUAGUUCCCAUUCGUAAUUUCAAUUACUAUUUUUUCUUUACCUUAAUAUUUAAAAAUAAUAAUAAAUAUAUAUUUAUCUCUCU